Messenger RNA from Tribolium madens (black flour beetle), 15524 nucleotides. It is a transcript of the gene RyR, whose product is annotated as ryanodine receptor. Lineage: Eukaryota; Metazoa; Arthropoda; Insecta; Coleoptera; Tenebrionidae. Gene Ontology annotation, molecular function: ryanodine-sensitive calcium-release channel activity; protein binding; calcium ion binding. The transcript has 59 exons. Bases 97 to 15387 code for a protein of 5096 amino acids. Gene Ontology annotation, biological process: intracellular calcium ion homeostasis; calcium ion transmembrane transport. Gene Ontology annotation, cellular component: sarcolemma; sarcoplasmic reticulum membrane; calcium channel complex. The record is from RefSeq and is a predicted model, not a curated record.
UUUUUCACAGUGCUACUUUACGAAAUUUCCUGCUGUGUGUGGACCGUAUUCAUGUCGAAAAAUUAUCGGUAAAAAAGGAAAAAAUAAGCCCCCAGAAUGGCCGAGGCCGAAGGGGGGUCCGAACAGGAUGAUGUUUCAUUCUUGCGAACGGAAGAUAUGGUUUGUCUUUCCUGUACUGCGACAGGGGAGCGUGUUUGUUUGGCUGCUGAGGGUUUCGGUAAUCGGCAUUGCUUUUUAGAAAAUAUCGCAGAUAAGAAUAUACCACCAGAUCUUUCACAAUGUGUGUUCGUUAUAGAACAGGCAUUGUCGGUACGUGCUUUACAAGAAUUAGUCACUGCUGCUGGUAAUGAAACUGGCCAGGAAAACCUAGGUAAAGGUACAGGAUCUGGACACCGCACCCUUUUGUAUGGUAAUGCCAUUCUUUUACGCCAUCAAAACAGCGACAUGUACUUGGCUUGUUUGUCGACAAGUUCAAGUAACGAUAAACUUGCUUUUGAUGUUGGGUUGCAAGAACACAGCCAAGGGGAAGCGUGCUGGUGGACGGUUCAUCCCGCCAGCAAACAGAGAUCUGAGGGUGAAAAAGUGCGCGUUGGAGACGACCUAAUUUUGGUUUCAGUCGCAACAGAACGAUAUUUGCACACAACGAAAGAGAACGAAAUUUCCAUCGUAAACGCAAGUUUCCACGUAACCCAUUGGUCCGUCCAACCAUAUGGUACUGGAAUCUCGCGCAUGAAGUACGUCGGCUACGUUUUCGGCGGCGAUGUUCUUCGAUUUUUCCACGGUGGUGACGAAUGUCUGACCAUACCAUCAACAUGGAGCAUCGAUGCGAAUAUUGUAAUUUACGAAGGCGGAAGUGUAAUGUCUCAAGCCCGGUCUUUAUGGAGAUUGGAAUUGGCGAGGACCAAAUGGGCCGGUGGUUUUAUAAAUUGGUCACAUCCAAUGAGGAUUAGACAUAUUACAACUGGGAGAUAUCUCGCAGUUAAUGAAAAUAAUGAAUUGUAUCUUGUUAGUAGAGAAGAGGCAAAUACUGCAACCACAGCUUUUUGUCUGAGACAAGAAAAAGAUGACCAAAAGGUUGUGCUUGAGGACAAGGAUUUGGAAGUUAUUGGGUCACCCAUUAUCAAAUAUGGCGACUCCACGGUCAUUGUGCAACAUUCUGAAACUGGACUCUGGCUCUCUUACAAGUCAUAUGAGACCAAGAAAAAAGGUGUGGGUAAAGUGGAAGAAAAACAGGCCAUCCUCCACGAAGAAGGCAAAAUGGACGAUGGUUUAGAUUUCAGUAGGAGUCAAGAAGAAGAAUCCAGAACUGCUCGAGUCAUUCGUAAAUGUAGUUCCCUUUUUACCCAAUUCAUUAAUGGACUAGAAACCCUCCAAAUGAACCGUCGCCAUUCAGUAUUCUUUUUAGCAGUGAAUUUAAACGAAAUGGUCAUGUGUCUUGAAGAUUUAAUCAAUUAUUUUGCCCAACCCGAGGAUGACAUGGAACACGAGGAGAAGCAAAAUAGGUUUAGGGCCUUGAGAAACAGACAAGACCUGUUUCAGGAAGAAGGCAUUUUGAAUUUAAUUCUAGAAGCCAUAGAUAAAAUCAAUGUGAUAACGUCUCAAGGCUUUUUAGCCGGACUUGCUGGUGAUCAAAACUGGGAAAUGAUUUCCGGUUAUUUGUACCAAUUGCUCGCUGCGAUUAUCAAGGGGAAUCACACAAAUUGUGCUCAAUUUGCCAAUUCGAACCGCUUGAAUUGGCUUUUUUCCCGCUUGGGUUCCCAAGCUUCCAGCGAAGGUACUGGAAUGUUGGAUGUGCUCCAUUGUGUGCUUAUUGAUUCACCGGAAGCUUUAAAUAUGAUGAGGGACGAACAUAUUAAAGUAAUAAUUUCUCUUCUCGAGAAACAUGGGAGAGAUCCGAAGGUUUUGGACGUACUUUGCUCACUUUGUGUUGGUAAUGGUGUCGCAGUGCGUAGCUCACAAAACAAUAUCUGUGAUUAUCUUCUUCCUGGAAAAAAUUUACUUUUACAAACUCAAUUAGUAGAUCAUGUAGCAAGUGUAAGACCAAAUAUUUUUGUGGGUAGAGUUGAAGGUAGCGCAAUUUAUCAAAAAUGGUAUUUUGAAGUUACUGUAGAUCACAUAGAACAAACCACUCACAUGAUGCCUCAUCUGAGGAUUGGGUGGGCCAACUCCAAAGGAUAUGUGCCGUACCCUGGGGGUGGUGAAAAAUGGGGCGGUAAUGGCGUAGGCGACGAUUUAUACUCUUAUGGCUUCGAUGGUGUUUAUCUCUGGUCAGGAGGACGCUCAACCCAAGUCGUCACCACUUUCACGACACCAUUUAUUAAGAAAAGCGACGUGGUUGGCUGUGCCUUAGAUUUAACUGUUCCAAUCAUUACUUUUACAUUCAAUGGUGUGCCAAUUAAAGGAAGUUUUCGAAAUUUCAACUUGGACGGAAUGUUUUUCCCUGUCAUUAGUUGUUCGUCGAAACUUAGUUGUCGAUUUCUACUAGGUGGUGAUCACGGCCGUUUAAAAUAUAUCCCUCCGGAGGAAUUUUCACCACUAGUUGAAAGUCUGCUCCCUCAACAAAUCCUAAACCUUGAACCCUGUUUUUACUUCGGUAACAUGAACAAAAAUGUCAUUGCUGGUCCUUUGACUGUUGAAGACGACACAGCUUUUGUACCUAACCCCGUAGACACGUCCAUGGUUAGUUUAGCGAGUUAUGUUGAGUCAAUUCGGGACAAAUUAGCGGAAAAUAUCCACGAAAUGUGGGCAAUGAACAAGAUCGAAGCUGGCUGGCAAUGGGGGGAGUACAGGGACGACUUGAGACACAUUCACCCCUGUUUGGUGCCUUUCGAUAAAUUACCACCAGCUGAGAAAAAAUACGACUCGCAAUUGGCCGUUCAAACCUUGAAAACAAUCAUAGCCCUUGGUUAUCACAUAACUAUGGAUAAGCCCCCAUCACGGAUUAAAACAGUCCGGCUUCCAAACGAACCUUUCAUGCAAUCAAACGGCUAUAAGCCGGCCCCUCUUGACCUAAGUGCGAUAACCCUGACCCCAAAACUGGAAGAACUCGUUGACCAAUUGGCCGAAAAUACUCAUAAUCUUUGGGCGAAAGAGAGGAUCCAACAAGGUUGGACUUAUGGACUCAAUGAGGAUCCUGACAUGUUCCGAAGUCCACAUCUCGUGCCUUACAUCAAAGUUGAUGAUGCCAUCAAGAAAGCCAAUAGGGAUACAGCAUCUGAGACAGUUCGUACUUUGCUUGUAUAUGGAUAUAAUUUGGAUCCGCCCACUGGUGAACAACAUGAAGCCUUAUUGGCUGAAGCUAGUAGGUCGAGACAAGCCAUAUUCAGGACUUACAGAGCUGAGAAAACUUAUGCGGUCAGUUCGGGGAAAUGGUAUUUUGAGUUUGAGAUUCUUACAGCAGGACCGAUGAGAGUUGGAUGGGCCAAGGCUGAUUGUGCGCCGGGGUGUAUGUUGGGGUCGGAUGAGAAUACGUGGGCCUUUGAUGGAUACAAUGAAGAAAAAGUGUAUAGCAAUUCGGCCGAGUCUUUCGGAAAACAGUGGCAAGUUGGGGACGUAGUUGGCGUAUUCCUUGACCUAAUCGAUCAUACAAUUAGUUUUUCACUAAAUGGUGAAUUGUUAAUGGACGCGUUGGGUGGCGAAACCACCUUCGCUGAUGUACAAGGGGACAAUUUUGUCCCAGCUUUUACUCUAGGUGUGGGUCAGAAAGCUCGACUUUGCUUCGGACAAGAUGUAACCCAGUUAAAGUAUUUCACCAUGUGUGGGCUACAAGAAGGGUACGAGCCAUUCUGUGUUAAUAUGAAACGACCUGUCACCUAUUGGUACACUAAAGAUCAGCCAAUAUUUGAAAAUACUGAUGAUAUGCCUGAUACGAAAAUUGACGUUACGAGAAUUCUAGCCGGUUCAGAUAGUCCUCCGUGUCUUAAGAUCAGUCACAACACGUUUGAGACGAUGGAAAAGGCCAAUUGGGAGUUUUUGAGACUUAGUUUGCCAGUUAUUUGCCACUCAACUUUUAUUUCUGAAGAUGAAAAAAUGAGGCGUUGGCAAGAAAUUAAAAUCAGACAACAUAGACUCAAGGCUGAAGCCGAGUCGAAUAUUUCUCCAGCACAUAUUGAGCAAAUGAUGAUGAAGAGUGGAUUCUCCAUGAGUGACAUCAAAGGCCUACAUCGCAAUUAUUCUGAAGACGCUGUCGAAUCAGACGAAGUGAUGAAACACCACGGCAAAUCCACUAAAAGCAUGCCUGCUAGACCACCUCGAAAAGGCUCACUUUCCCGUAACGUCAACGGUUUUGAAGACAACAUGUUGAACACAAACACUGGUAGAGGCGUCCAUCGCUCCACUAGCGAAUUAAACCUCAACAGAUACCAUGACAUGGCCCCAGCAAAUCAAGAAAAACCCGAUGAAAAGAAAAAACGAGGACGAUCACCUUUCAGUGCUGCUGUACAAAGAUUUUUCUCGAGAAAGAAAGCCGGGAAUUCCCCCGGAGGUGAGUCUGUUAAAGCAGACAAAUCGAAAACACCGGAACGGGAAAAGGAACGAAUUAAGGUGCCGACACGGCAAGCUGGGGUGUCCCCGUCAAUGCUCACAAGGAGUCCAACAAUAAAACAAUCACAAAGUGAUUUAAUGCAAGUCCCGACCGCCGCUACAGGCCAACAGAAACAACUUUCAGUACCUCAUACUUCCGAUGUUGAAGCCGUUGGUGAUGAAUUGUUUGAUGGAGAGUGUCUUAAACUUAUCAACGAAUAUUUCUAUGGUGUUCGAAUUUUCCCGGGUCAAGACCCGACUCAUGUGUAUGUGGGAUGGGUCACCACCCAAUACCAUCGCCAUACGAAAGAUUUCAAUCAAAAUCAAGUGCGGAAAAGCUCGAUUGUUAUCCUCGACGAUUAUGACCGAGUGGUUGAAUGUGUUGAUCGCCAAGCCUGCUACAUGGUACGCGCCGACGAGCUCUACAAUCAAGUAACUCAAGAUGCUUCAGGUAAAGGAGCAUCACAAGGCAUGUUUAUUGGUUGUUUCCUCGACGCUGCCACUGGUGUUAUCACAUUUACUUGUGAAGGCAAGCCAACAUCUUACAUUUUCAGGAUGGAACCUGAGACUAAACUCUUCCCGGCGAUUUUCGUCGAAGCCACAAGCAAAGAAAUCCUCCAGAUCGAAUUAGGUCGUACACCCACAAGUCUACCACUUUCAGCAGCAGUUUUGCAAAAUAGUGCCAAACACGUAAUCCCCCAAUUCCCACCAAGACUCAAAGUGCAAUGUUUGAAGCCACACCAAUGGGCUCGAGUGCCCAAUCAGAGUUUACAAGUUCAUGCAUUGAAAUUGUCCGAUAUAAGGGGUUGGUCAAUGCUGUGUGAGGAUGCUAUUUCCAUGCUAGCUCUUCACAUUCCUGAAGAAGAUCGCUGUAUUGAUGUGCUGGAAUUGAUUGAAAUGGACAAACUGUUGAGUUUCCAUGCACAUACUUUGACUCUUUAUGCCGCUUUGUGUUAUCAAAGUAACUAUAAAGCCGCUCAUGUGCUGUGCAAACAUGUCAAUCAGAGACAGCUUUUGUAUGCCAUCAAAGCGGAGUAUAUGAGUGGGCCUUUGAGACAGGGAUUCUAUGAUUUGCUUAUCGCUGUUCAUAUCGAAUCAGCUGCGACUACGAUGGAGGUUUGUCAAAAUGAAUAUGUUAUUCCGUUAAGUCAAGAACUGAAAGAAAUGUAUGAAGAUGCAGAGAUGAGGCAUAGUUUGAGGGCUCUCAUGAUGGAGUCUGUGCAACCGCAAAUGAAAAUGUCUGAUAUAACCGACACUGUUGAAAACAUAAAAAAUUUGUAUUCACCUUACUUCCCCUUGGACAUCGUCCGAGACUAUGUCAUGACAGCUUUGGCCGAAGCUGUUGAAACCAACCAAGUGCACAAUCGUGACCCAAUUGGAGGCUCCAAUGAAAAUCUAUUUCUACCUUUACUUAAACUAGUCGAUCGUUUAUUACUAGUCGGAAUGCUACGUGACGAAGACAUUGCAAAACUCCUCAUAAUGAUUUGUCCCGAAACUUGGGACCCUUCAUUCGAAAAGGACGGCAAAGACGAGCACCGCAAAGGUCUCCUCUCGAUGAAAAUGGCCGAAGGAGCGAAACUACAAAUGUGUUACCUCCUUCAACACUUCUGUGAUAUUCAAUUGAGACACAGAGUGGAAUCCAUCAUUGCAUUCAGUCAUACUUUCGUUGGUGAUUUACAAUCGGAUCAAUUACGACGCUACAUUGAAAUCAAACAAUCUGAUCUUCCAUCUGCUGUGGCAGCAAAGAAAACAAGAGAAUUUAGAUGUCCACCACGUGAACAAAUGAACGCGAUUUUAUCAUUCAAAAACUUGGAGGAGGAAGAUAAGGAAAAUUGUCCUCUAGGGGAAGAAUUAUGCGAGAAACUGAACGAUUUUCACGGUUUAUUGAUGAGUCACGUGUCGUUACAAGCCCUCCAAGCGCCUUCAGAAGAAGAAGGUAAUGACGUCCAAAAACCGGGACCCUUCAAACGGUUGUAUAAUUUCAUCAACGCUGUGAAAGAACUAGAAGAAGAACCGAAAGAAGAACCCGAACCGGAGAAAAAAACCCCGGAGGAAAUCUUCCGGAAGGUUUUAAUCUCAACGAUUGUGCAAUGGGCCGAAGAGGCUCAAAUCGAAACCCCCAAACUAGUCCAAGAAAUGUUCAGUUUGUUAGUGCGACAGUACGACUCCGUUGGUGAAUUAAUCCGAGCUUUGCAAAAAACCUACGUCAUAAAUGCGAAAACCAAGCAAGAUGUUGCAGAAAUGUGGGUCGGUUUGAGCAAAAUCCGGGCUCUUUUACCAGUUCAAAUGUCCCAAGAGGAGGAAGAGUUGAUGAGGGAACGUUUGUGGAAAUUGGUCAAUAACCACACUUUUUUCCAACACCCGGACUUGAUCCGGGUUUUAAGAAUCCACGAAAAUGUCAUGGCCGUUAUGAUUAACACUCUUGGUCGCCGCUCACAAGCGCAAUCUGACGCCCAAGCACAAGCACAAGCCGCCGAAGGCGACACCACUGUCAAAGAGAAAGACACUUCGCAUGAAAUGGUCGUGGCGUGUUGUCGCUUUUUGUGUUAUUUCUGCAGAACGGGGCGUCAGAAUCAGAAAGCUAUGUUUGAACAUUUUGAUUUUUUGCUUGAGAAUAGUAAUAUUUUACUCGCGAGGCCGAGUUUAAGAGGUUCAACGCCGCUAGAUGUGGCUUAUUCGUCGUUGAUGGAAAAUACGGAGUUGGCGUUGGCUUUACGUGAACACUAUUUAGAGAAAAUUGCGAUUUAUUUGUCACGGUGUGGUUUACAGUCGAAUUCGGAACUUGUGGAAAAGGGGUAUCCUGAUUUGGGGUGGGAUCCGGUGGAAGGUGAACGGUAUUUGGAUUUUCUCAGGUUUUGUGUUUGGGUUAAUGGUGAAAGUGUUGAAGAAAAUGCUAAUUUAGUCAUCAGAUUGCUUAUUAGAAGGCCUGAGUGUUUAGGGCCGGCUUUAAGAGGAGAAGGCGAAGGCUUGCUGCGCGCCAUCGUAGAUGCAAACAAAAUGUCUGAACGCAUUUCCGACCGCCGCAAAAUGAUGGACGAAGCUGAAGGCACCGUAAACGUCACCCCCUUCACUCACCCUCUCCCCGAAAGUGACGACGAUGAAGACUACAUCGACACCGGAGCCGCAAUUUUGAACUUUUAUUGCACUUUAGUCGACCUUUUAGGACGCUGCGCCCCCGAUGCAACAGUCAUAGAACUUGGCAAAAACGAGUCACUCCGUGCCCGUGCUAUCCUCAGAUCUCUAGUCCCACUCGAAGACCUCCAAGGCGUAUUAAGUCUCAGAUUCACUCUCCAAAACCCAGCUGCUGGCGAAGAGCGACCCAAAUCCGAUAUGCCAUCAGGUUUAAUUCCAGGACAUAAGCAAUCCGUUGUACUUUUCUUGGAACGAGUUUACGGGAUUGAAACUCAAGAACUGUUCUUUAAAUUGCUAGAGGAAGCGUUUUUGCCUGACCUGAGAUGUGCCACCAUGCUGGAUCGGAAUGACGGGAGUGAAUCAGACAUGGCGUUGAGCAUGAACCGCUACAUUGGUAAUUCAAUUUUACCACUUCUUAUUCAACACAGUAAAUUCUACAGCGAAGCUGAGAAUUAUGCUUCCCUCCUUGACGCUACUUUACACACAGUUUAUCGACUUUCCAAGAACCGGAUGCUCACCAAAGGGCAAAGAGAAGCCGUUUCUGAUUUCUUAGUGGCUUUGACAAGUGCUCUGCAACCUUCAAUGUUACUCAAACUUCUUCGCAAACUCACAGUUGACGUUUCAAACUUAUCAGAAUACACAACUGUAGCUUUGCGACUUUUGACAUUACACUACGACCGAUGUGCCAAAUAUUACGGUUCUAACACCGGGCAAGGCCUCUACGGCGCUGCUAGUGACGAAGAGAAGAGAUUAACAAUGAUGCUCUUCUCCAACAUUUUCGAUUCUUUGAGUAAAAUGGACUACGAUCCGGAAUUGUUCGGGAAAGCGUUGCCUUGUUUGAGUGCCAUUGGGUGUGCUCUUCCACCGGAUUAUUCCUUGUCGAAGAAUUAUGAUGAUGAGUGGUAUGCGAACAAAUCGGCCAAGACUGGCCCCGAUGGCCCUUAUAAUCCACAACCGAUUAAUACAUCAUCAGUGGCUCUUAAUAAUGACUUGAAUAGUAUUGUGCAACAGUUUUCCGAACAUUAUCACGAUGCUUGGGCUUCGAGGAAGUUGGAAAAUGGGUGGCAAUAUGGCGAGACUUGGUCUGAUAGCAAUAAAACGCAUCCGAGGCUAAAACCCUACUCCAUGCUAAAUGAUUACGAGAAAGAGCGGUACAAAGAGCCAGUUCGUGAGUCUUUGAAAGCAUUGUUGGCCAUUGGUUGGUCUGUUGAGCAUUCAGAAGUGGAUCAUCCUUCAACCAAUCGCAACUCAGUCCAUCGCCAAUCAGGCGAAGGCUCAUCACCAUUCAACUACAAUCCCCAUCCAGUCGAUAUGACCAACCUAACACUUUCAAGAGAAAUGCAAAACAUGGCUGAGCGACUUGCUGAAAACGCUCAUGAUAUUUGGGCCAAAAAGAAGAAAGAAGAAUUGAACACUUGUGGUGGAGGCAUUCAUCCACAACUAGUCCCUUAUGACCUUUUAACUGAUAAGGAAAAACGCAAGGAUAGAGAGCGUUCGCAAGAGUUCCUCAAGUAUUUGCAAUAUCAAGGUUAUAAACUACACAAGCCCAUUCGUGCUGGUCAAGGCGAAACUGAGCAAACCACAGCUGGAGCUUCAAUCGAGUUGCGUUUUGCGUACAGUUUACUAGAGAAACUGAUCCAAUACGCCGAUAGAGCCACAAUUAACAUGAAAUUACUGAAACCUUCAUCCACUUUUAGUCGCAGAUCUUCGUACAAAACCUCAUCUCGGGAUAUAAAAUUCUUCUCGAAAGUUGUACUACCGCUGAUGGAAAAAUACUUCUCCACUCAUCGCAACUAUUUCAUUGCUAUUGCAACAGCUACGAAUAAUGUCGGUGCAGCGAGUUUGAAAGAGAAGGAAAUGGUGGCAUCGCUGUUUUGUAAAUUAGCGAGUUUGUUGCGUUCCAAACUGACUGCUUUUGGGGCCGAUGUCAGGAUUACUGUUAGGUGUUUGCAAGUUUUAGUCAAGGGAAUUGAUGCCAAGUCGUUGGUGAAAAAUUGUCCCGAAUUUAUUCGCACGUCUAUGUUGACGUUCUUUAAUAACACUGCUGAUGAUUUGGGACAUACCAUUUUUAAUCUACAAGAGGGGAAGUACAGCCAUUUGCGUGGGACGCAUUUGAAGACUUCCACGUCUCUGUUUUAUGUCAAUACAGUGAUUAUUCCCAUUUUGACAGCUAUGUUCGACCAUCUUGCCAAUUGUGAAUAUGGAAGUGACCUGCUACUCGAUGAAAUUCAAGUUGCCUCGUACAAGAUUUUGCAAGCUUUGUACACUUUGGGCACUGAUACGACCCUCACCCAUGAUCGAAAAUACCUCAAGACUGAAAUCGAAAAGUACAAACCAGCCUUAGGUUCCUGUUUAGGUGCCUUCAGUUCCACUUUCCCAGUUGCAUUCUUAGAACCUCAUCUCAAUAAAAACAACCAAUUUUCUCUCCUAAAUCGUAUCGCUGAUCAUUCACUAGAGGCCCAAGAUAUUAUGGCGAAAAUGGAGGGCUCGAUGCCCACACUUGAGACGAUUUUAUCAGAAGUUGACCAGUUUGUCGAAAGUGAAAAGACAUACUCUGAUGCUCCUCAUAUUAUCGAUGUUAUAAUGCCGAUGUUAUGCUCGUAUUUACCGUUUUGGUGGUCUCAAGGCCCCGACAAUGUCAGUCCUACUGGAGGUACCCACGUGUCGAUGGUAACAGCAGAACACAUGAAUCAUUUACUGAAAAAUGUUUUAAAAUUGAUUAAGAAAAACAUCGGUAAUGAAACAGCACCAUGGAUGACACGUAUCGCUGCAUACACUCAACAAAUUAUCAUCAACAGUAGUGAAGAACUGCUUCGGGACCCAUUCUUGCCCUUAGCUGAGCGUGUGAAGAAACGAACUGAAACUAUGUUUCACAAAGAAGAAAGUUUGAGAGGUUUUAUUAAAAGCUCUUCAGAUGAUACAUCACAGAUUGAAACUCAAAUUCAAGAAGACUGGCAUCUUCUAGUUAGAGAUAUUUAUGCCUUCUAUCCUCUCCUAAUCAAAUACGUUGACUUGCAAAGAAAUCAUUGGUUGAGGCAUAAUAUCGCCGAAGCUGAAGACUUGUACAAUCAUGUAGCCGACAUUUUCAAUAUUUGGUCAAAAUCACAAUAUUUUCUACGAGAAGAACAAAACUUUAUUUCUGCGAAUGAAAUUGACAACAUGGUUUUGAUAAUGCCGACGGCUACGAGGAGACCGGUUGUGACCGAUGGGACGCAACAAACCGGAGGCAAGAAAAAGAAGAAGCAUCGUGAUAAGAAGCGCGACAAAGACAAGGAAAUCCAAGCCUCCUUGAUGGUGGCUUGCUUGAAACGUUUACUACCAGUAGGUUUGAACUUGUUUGCUGGACGUGAACAAGAACUGGUCCAACAUUGCAAAGAUCGUUUCUUGAAGAAAGCCCCAGAGUAUGACAUCAUUGAAUUUGCAAAAACUCAGCUCACUUUGCCUGAUAAAAUCGAUCCAGCUGAUGAAAUGUCCUGGCAGCAUUAUUUGUACAGUCAAUUGGGGAGCAAAAAGAGUGCUGCUGUGGGAAUGGUCGACAACAACGGCAAAAAUCUACUAGAAGAGACAGUUGAUAGAAUUGUUGCAAUGAGUAAAGUCCUCUACGGGUUGCACAUGAUCGAUCACCCACAACAACAACAAAAAGGUGUUUACCAUAGUGUGGUCUCGACUCAAAGGAAACGUGCUGUACUUUCUUGUUUCCGGCAAGCUUCCUUGCACAGUUUACCAAGACAUCGAGCUAUAAAUAUUUUCAUCCGGUCCUACUACGAAUUGUGGUUGCAAGACGAAAAUGUUGGCCAAGAAGUUAUGAUUGAGGAUCUCACUCAAAGUUUUGAGGAUUCGGAACUUAAGAAGAAAGAUGUUGAGGAGGAAGAAAGCAAACCGGAUCCUCUUACCCAACUUGUGACUACUUUCUGUCGAGGAGCUAUGACUGAGCGUUCUGGGGCUUUACAGGAGGACCCCUUGUACAUGUCUUAUGCUGAAAUCAUUGCUAAAUCAUGUGGAGAAGAAGAGGAAGAAGGCGAAGAAGAGGAAAGUGGUGAAGGUGAAGAAGGAGGCGCCUCAAUUCAUGAGCAAGAAAUGGAGAAACAGAAACUCCUUUUCAAUCAAGCAAGAUUAGCCAAACGUGGGGUAGCAGAAAUGGUCCUUUUGCACAUUUCUGCUUGCAAAGGUGUUCCCUCUGAAAUGGUAAUGAAAACACUCGAAUUGGGCAUUUCGAUUCUUCGUGGUGGUAAUUUUGACAUCCAAAUGGGAAUGUUAAACCAUUUGAAAGAGAAGAAAGAUGUGGGAUUCUUCACUAGUAUUGCUGGAUUGAUGAACAGUUGUAGUGUUUUGGAUUUGGACGCGUUUGAGCGAAACACCAAAGCUGAAGGUCUUGGUGUUGGAUCAGAAGGUGCUGCUGGUGAGAAAAACAUGCACGAUGCGGAAUUCACAUGUGCCUUAUUCAGGUUUAUUCAAUUGACGUGUGAAGGCCACAAUUUAGAGUGGCAAAAUUACUUACGUACCCAAGCUGGUAAUACCACAACUGUAAACGUGGUUAUUUGCACAGUAGAUUACUUGUUACGUCUCCAGGAAUCAAUAAUGGACUUUUAUUGGCAUUACUCAAGCAAAGAUUUGAUUGACCCUGCCGGUAAAGCAAACUUUUUUAAAGCUAUUGGAGUUGCUAGUCAAGUUUUCAACACACUUACUGAAGUCAUUCAAGGGCCGUGUACUCUCAAUCAACAAGCCUUGGCUCAUUCUAGGUUGUGGGACGCUGUUGGUGGUUUCCUCUUCCUCUUCUCCCACAUGCAAGACAAACUAUCCAAACAUUCAAGUCAAGUCGACUUGUUGAAGGAGUUGUUGAAUUUGCAAAAAGACAUGAUUACCAUGAUGUUGUCAAUGCUUGAAGGUAACGUUGUUAAUGGUACUAUUGGUAAGCAAAUGGUGGACACGUUGGUUGAAAGUGCUUCAAACGUUGAACUUAUCCUUAAAUAUUUCGACAUGUUUUUGAAGUUGAAGGAUUUGACUUCGUCACCUAGUUUCCAAGAGAUUGACAUUAACAAUGAUGGUUGGGUUUCCCCCAAAGACUUUAAAGAGAAGAUGGAGCAACAAAAAAGCUACACUUCUGAGGAAAUUGACUUUUUAUUGGCUUGUUGUGAAGUUAACCAUGAUGGUAAAGUCGACUAUAUUGGUUUCAUUGACCGGUUUCACGAACCAGCCAAAGAAAUUGGUUUUAAUUUAGCUGUUUUGUUGACAAAUUUGUCAGAACAUAUGCCGAAUGAACCAAGAUUGGCCAGGUUUUUGGAAACUGCCGGGUCUGUGUUGAAUUAUUUCGAACCGUUCUUGGGCCGAAUUGAGAUCUUAGGUGGCAGUAAACGUAUAGAAAGGGUGUAUUUUGAAAUUAAGGAGUCCAAUAUCGAACAGUGGGAAAAGCCGCAAAUUAAGGAAUCAAAACGAGCCUUUUUCUACUCCAUCGUCACCGAAGGCGGCGACAAGGAGAAACUCGAAGCCUUUAUCAACUUCUGUGAAGAUGCCAUCUUUGAAAUGCAACACGCAAGUGGCUUGAUGGCAGUUGAAGAAUCGGGUGGUGGAGGCCCAACCCGUGCUGCUAGCUACAGUUACAUGAACGUCGACGAUGAAGACCGAGGCAAAGACCCAAUUCGUCGAGGUUACCAAUCCAUCAAAGAAGGCAUCGCUUACAGUCUUUCCGCUCUCAGUCCUUCAAACAUCAAACACAAAUUCGCUGAAAUGCAACAAAUGACAAUUCCGGAACUGUUCAUCGGCUUCUUCAGAAUGAUCAUUUAUGCAUUUUAUUACUCCGGAUUUGGAGUCGCGAUUAUUUUCAAGUAUAUCUUCGGCGUGUUGUUGUCUUUGAUGAGGGGGCCUAUUGAAGAACCGGUUUUGGAAAUAAAGGAAGAAGAAGAAAAGGUUGGGUUAUCACGCGUGUUACCGGCGUUACCACCUUCAGAAGAACAAAAUACCCAAAUGCAAGCAUUCGGAUUAGAUAUAACGAAAGAAGAUAACGGACAGUAUAAAAUGGCCGCACAUGAAUCGCCCACCACAAGCCAACCAUCAGAAGGCGAAGGUGAGACAACACCGGAAGAAGACGAACACCAAGAAACCGAAGCUUUAGAAGCACCAAUGUCGCUAUCUGAUCUUUUAGGUGGUGAACAAGCCAAACGUGCAGCACAAGAAAAAGUCGAAGCUCAAGCUGCCCAACAAGCCGUAAUGCAAGCCAUUGAAUCGGAAUCUAAACAACCUGUGGUUACUGAACCUUCAGCUGUCUCCCAAAUCAACUUUGGGGCUUACAGUCAUCGAGCUGUGUCUUUCUUAGCCCGGAAUUUCUACAACUUGAAAUAUGUGGCUUUGGUGCUUGCGUUCUGUAUCAACUUUAUGCUCCUCUUCUACAGGGUUUCAACCCUUGGAGAGGAUGCGGAAGGUAGCGGCAGCGGAAGCGGAAGCAAGGGAAUUCCUGAUAUCCUUGAAGGUUCGGGUGAAGGAAGUGGGGCAGAAGAGGAAGAGGACCCAAUUGAGUUGGUUCAUGUCGAUGAAGAUUUCUACUAUAUGGCACACGUGAUGCGAUUGGCGGCCAUUUUACAUUCAAUUGUGUCUCUAGCUAUGUUGAUUGCAUACUACAAUUUGAAAGUACCUCUAGCUAUUUUUAAACGAGAAAAGGAAAUUGCACGGAGACUUGAAUUUGAAGGUUUAUACAUCGCGGAACAGCCCGAAGAUGAUGACCUUAAAUCGCAUUGGGAUAAAUUAGUCAUUUCAGCAAAGUCAUUUCCGGUCAAUUACUGGGACAAGUUCAUUAAGAAAAAAGUGCGUCAAAAGUAUAGCGAAACGUACGAUUUUGAUUCGAUUAGUAAUUUGCUCGGUAUGGAGAAAACCUCCUUCCAACAUGAUGAAUCUGAUGAAGGACGGAGUUUCAUUUAUUUUAUCAUCAACAUCGACUGGCGUUACCAAAUUUGGAAAUCUGGAGUUACAAUAACCGACAACUCCUUCUUGUACUCCUUAUGGUACUUCAUUUUUUCCAUUUUGGGCAACUUCAAUAACUUCUUCUUCGCGGCCCACUUAUUGGAUGUUGCUGUCGGUUUCAAAACCUUGCGCACUAUCCUCCAAUCGGUGACACACAACGGAAAACAACUAGUUUUAACAGUGAUGUUGCUCACAAUCAUUGUUUACAUCUACACAGUGAUUGCGUUCAACUUCUUCAGAAAAUUCUACGUGCAAGAGGAAGAUGAAGAAGUUGAUAAGAAAUGUCACGACAUGUUAACAUGUUUCGUUUUCCACUUAUAUAAAGGUGUGAGAGCUGGUGGUGGUAUCGGUGAUGAAAUUGAACCACCCGAUGGUGAUGACUACGAAGUCUAUCGCAUUAUGUUCGACAUCACUUUCUUCUUCUUUGUUAUUGUUAUUCUCUUGGCUAUCAUUCAAGGUUUGAUCAUUGAUGCUUUCGGUGAGCUUCGUGAUCAACUAGAGAGUGUGAAAGAGGACAUGGAGUCGAAUUGCUUUAUUUGCGGGAUGGGGAAAGAGUAUUUUGAUAAAGUACCACACGGGUUUGAUACCCACGUCCAACAAGAACACAAUUUAGCUAAUUAUAUGUUCUUCCUGAUGCAUCUAAUCAACAAACCGGAUACGGAAUACACGGGUCAGGAGACUUAUGUGUGGAAUAUGUACCAGCAAAGGUGCUGGGACUUUUUCCCUGUCGGUGAUUGCUUCCGGAAGCAAUACGAAGAAGAGUUGGGUGGUGGAGGCGGUUAACAAGGAUCACACACAGCAGGAUGAUUUUUUGUUUGUUGAUAUUUGCAUAUUGUACGCUUUGCUCUCGAUUGUUUCAACAACAGUACAAAUUGUCCAAAUUUUGCCUUAUUUGCGGAAAUUUGAUCUAAUAAAGUAUU